Messenger RNA from Olea europaea var. sylvestris, 1951 nucleotides. Its product is annotated as transcription factor GLABRA 3-like. The transcript is spliced from 7 exons. The coding region runs from base 68 to 1951 and encodes 627 amino acids. Gene Ontology annotation, molecular function: protein dimerization activity. Lineage: Eukaryota; Viridiplantae; Streptophyta; Magnoliopsida; Lamiales; Oleaceae. The record is from RefSeq and is a predicted model, not a curated record.
AAAAGUCACAUCCAAUGUUCCAAGUCAUUUUCUUUCUCAUAGGGCUGAGCUGAGUCCAAGAUUGGCUAUGGAAAACCAGACCCAAGAGGAAGUCCCAGAGAACCUAAACAAACAACUUGCUCUUGCUGUUAGAAGCAUUCAAUGGAGCUAUGCAAUUUUUUGGUCCAUUUCAUCUAAACAACCUGGGGUAUUGAAAUGGGGUGAUGGGUACUAUAAUGGAGACAUUAAAACAAGAAAAACUGUUCAGGCUGAAGAACUGAAUGCGGAUCAGCUCGGGCUGCAGAGGAGUGAGCAGCUGAGAGAACUUUACUCGUCCCUAUCUGCAGGGGAAACAAAUCCACAAGCUAAAAGGCCAACGGCCGCAUUAUCACCUGAAGAUCUCACUGAUGCUGAGUGGUAUUACUUGGUUUGUAUGUCGUUCGUAUAUAAUGUUGGCCAAGGGUUGCCGGGGAGGACAUUAGCAAAAAAUCGGACUGUCUGGCUAUGCAAUGCUCACCGAGCAGACACCAAAGUUUUCUCUCGUUCUUUGCUUGCUAAGAGUGCAUCAAUCCAGACAGUAGUAUGCUUUCCACAUUUAGGAGGGGUAGUGGAGCUGGGAGCAACUGAGCUAGUUUUAGAGGACAAGAAACUCAUUCAAAACUUAAAAACUUCUUUCCUCGAGUUUCCUUACCCCAUUGUUUCCAAGAUUCCUGACAAUGCCAGAAACAAUAAUGGCCUCAUCUAUCAUCAAAUCAAUAUGCCAGAAACUAGUUUUAAUCAGCAUGUGGAAUAUCCUGAAGUAAAUAAUUGUUCUCCCGACAAUGGUUCGAAUGAUUUUGGGGCCAAGCAACUAAAUGAGGAAUUAAAUAUGGUAGAAGACAUUGAUGGGGAAGCUGGUCAAAUGCAAAGCUGGCAAUUUAUGGAUGAUGAAAUUAGCAAUUGUGUCAACAAUUCUACGAAUUCCAGUGACUGUAUAUCUCAAACCUGUGAUAAUCCUGAAGAUAUUGUCCCAGUUUCAAACGGAAAGAAGGUAACUCAUAAUGAAAUGCAUGAGGCUCAAGAAACCAAUCAACAGAAACUGAACUCUUCUGAAUCCAGAGGCGAAGAUAUUCAUUAUCAAAGUGUUCUUUCCAAUCUUUUGAAGAGUUCUCAACAGUUGAUUCUUGGACCCUACUUCAGCAAUAGUAACAAAGAGUCGAGCUUUAUUAGUUGGAGGAAGGACAGAUUAUCAAGCUCUCAGAUUCCUCAAACUGGUACUCCACAACGAUUACUAAAAAAAGUGCUUAUCGAAGUUGCCAGAAUGCAUGAAAAUUGUCGGCUUGAAUCUGGUAAAUGUGAUGGCAAAAGAGACAGCCUUUCUAAACCAGAAAUAGAAGAAAUUGAUAGAAAUCAUGUCUUGUCCGAGAGAAAGCGCAGAGAAAAAAUAAAUGAGCGAUUUUUGAUUCUUGGGUCCUUAGUCCCAUCUGGUGGCAAGGUCGAUAAAAUAUCAGUACUUGAUCGCACUAUAGAGCGCCUAAGGGAGCUCGAGAAAAGGGUUGAAGAGCUGGAAUCUCACAGGGAUGUAGACAUGCUAGAGUCGAGGACAAGAAGUAAGCCUUACGAUGCCAUUGAGAGAACUUCUGAUAAUUAUGGCACUAAUAAGAAUGGAAUCAGCAAGAAGUCUUUGACAAACAAGAGGAAGGCUUGUGAUAUGGAAGAACCGAGAUCUAACAGUGGCUGCAGUCUGUCAAGAGAUUCUUCAACUGAUAAUAUAACCGUUAAUGUUGUCGACAAGGAUGUGCUAAUAGAGAUGAGGUGCCUGUGGAGAGAGAACGUGUUGCUUGAAGUCAUGGAAGCCAUAAGCAAACUACAUUUGGAUUUUCAAUCCGUUCGAUCUUCCAACACUGAUGGGAUACUCUCUUUGACUAUAAAAUCUCAGGUUUGUUCUCUACAUCUAGAAAAUUAUCCAUUCGGCGAUGUUGAAGAUCCUUGA